UGCCAGAGAGCUGCUGCUGCUGCUGCCCUGAUUGAUAUAUGACUGCAAUGGCACUUUUCCAUUUGACAUUCCCUCUCUCUCUCUCUCUCUUAAACAACAGCCCUAACUUUUGUGUGUUGCAAAUAUAAAAGGCAAGCCAUGUGACAGAGGGACAGAAGAACAAAAGCAUUUGGAAGUAACAGGACGUCUUUUCAGCUCUCCGAAGAUUUCGAGGGGAAGAAGGAGCAGUGCAUUUUCCAAAGGAGCACUCUUAAUUUGCACAUUAUUAUUUAUCCAAACUUCUGGAAACCUUUCCAAUGGACUGGACAGCACUGGUUAUGGAUCAGAACAGAUUUAACGUACACUGUUGGCUGGCUGAAAGAUGAGGAAAGCCACAGUGUUUGCCUUUGCUGUAUUGCCGAGGGGUAUAUUUAGUGGGAAGUCGACUCUUGUCAGUGCAACUCGUAAUGCAAUGUGGCUGUGCAGUCGGUAGCUGACACAGGAGGAUGCUGCAGGACCCCAGACCGCCUGCUGAAGGAGAGAGGGAGACUCUCCUCAUUUGCUGGCAGAUAUUUCACUGUGUAUCAGCAUCAGAGGCACAAGCAUAACUGUUCUCUCCGUCUUUGGGACAACAGAAGAGUUUUACCUGGUUUGAGCCCAGUGAUAAGGUGUAGUGUAACUGAAGGCAGAGGAACAGACACUACCCUGAGAGAGCCUGACUGAAGACAAAAGCCCUGUCUCCCUGCUAGGAUUCAGGGACUCUUCCUGGAAUCUGCUUCAUUUCUCCUGGGACCAGCUGUGUCCCCUUCCUGGCCUGGCUGCUCUCAGAUGCACUAGGAAGUGCUCAAGGUUGUUCUUGGACCUCGAAUGUUAAAUGUGCAGCCUCUCAGCUCCCCUGCCCUUCUCCAUGUCCUGUAUCUCAGGAUGGGUCUGCUUACAGUCACAGAUAUUCAUCUCCUGAAAUACUAAAAGACUUAGUGAAGCCUCGCAGCAAGAAAUGAUGUGCAGGAGUUUCUCUCAAAUACCAUCAGCAUGUUUGACAUUUCUGACUGCUCAGAGCUAUGAAGGAGAUUCUUUGACGGAUUACAAUUUCAGCUAACUCCAACUUGAGAAGAAGAAUGACAGCUAAGACACUUAAACCAGACUUUUCACCAUCCUGGAAAGGAACUGGCUUCCAGUGUUUGGAGUUUUUUUAAUGCUCUACCUCCCUCUGCUGUUAUCAGCGAGAAGUUCCUCGACAAUGGGAAAUCGUGUACUUGCGGCUUCGAUUUCUAUGCUUUCACUCCUGGCGAUGAUGGGAGAUGCAGACAGUAAAACAGACAGCUCCUUCAUGAUCGACCCCGACCCCAGCCGCUGUAUGAGGCAUCACUAUGUUGACUCCAUCAGCCACCCACUCUACAAGUGUAGCUCGAAGAUGGUACUGCUGGCUCGCUGUGAAGGCCGCUGCAGCCAGACAUCACGCUCAGAACCAAUGGUUUCUUUCAGCACUGUUCUGAAGCAGCCUUUCCGCUCCACUUGCCACUGCUGCCGGCCCCAGACCUCCAAGCUGAAGGCCAUGCGGUUGCGAUGUUCAGGGGGCAUGCGGCUCACUGCCACCUACCGCUACAUCCUCUCCUGCCACUGUGAGGAGUGCAACUCUUAGGGAUGUACCUACCACAGCAGAGAGGGGACUGGGUUGCUGCUGGUGGGGAAGGCUCCCAAGAAGUAAUCCAAGGUGAGGCCGAUGUUCCCAGAGUACAAUUGCAGCAAGGACAGCACUAACCAGGCUGGAUUGGAUCUGAGGGAUAAAAAUGUCAUGGGGCCCUGGAUGGUACCACUACUGAAGUGUGGGUUAUGACAAAGGUGAAAGCACAAGGACUUGUUUUUAAGAAGCCUUUCUUUUUUUUUUCUGAAAGGAUUUUUUGGUGAGUUUCUUCUUUUUCAGGCUCAGCUCUGACUACAGAGGUGCUCUUACUUUAGGCCACAGGCAGCAGAAGAGAGGAAGGUCAGCCGGAUGACAGCACAAUGCUCUGGAAGUUGGCAUUCAGACAGAGGAUGAGCAUCAGUUCUCACCCACAAUCUCUUAACCUAUCAAUUUAUUCUCAGUCUCCUAGUUAUAUUUGCCUUCAAAACAAACUGUGUUGUUGACAAGGGUUACCUGUUACUGAUCUAGCAGUCAAGCGCUGGAUAACUUUAAGUGCAGUUUAGCAGAAAUUACAAAUAAAUCAUUGAAAAGUGAACUGGAUAUGAAAUGUUAUGCUGGGAUUACCCAGCCCUAACCAGCUGAAUUUGUAGUGUGCAGCAUCAGAGUUCAGUGGCUGAGGGACCCCUGAGAAGUGAAAAAUCAUGAGACUCAUCAUGCCCCAGUAAAAGCCUGAAAUGUGACAUGUCACAUCUGUUACAAAAGCUAUUAUUCAAAUGCUAAAAACUAAUCAAAGAUUAAAAUAAUGUGUACUAAAUGGAGUCUUUUCUUAACUUGGGUAGACCUGUUGAUGUGCAGAGAUAGAGCCACCAAAAUAAUGACCAAACCUAGGACUUAUUUCCAUCUA
This is a messenger RNA of Melopsittacus undulatus (budgerigar), 2507 nucleotides long. RefSeq names its product norrin cystine knot growth factor NDP (gene NDP). Gene Ontology annotation, biological process: positive regulation of DNA-templated transcription; Norrin signaling pathway; Wnt signaling pathway. Gene Ontology annotation, molecular function: cytokine activity; frizzled binding. The record is from RefSeq and is a predicted model, not a curated record. The transcript is spliced from 7 exons. The coding region runs from base 1175 to 1621 and encodes 148 amino acids. NCBI's taxonomy places the organism in Eukaryota, Metazoa, Chordata, Aves, Psittaciformes, Psittaculidae.